Molecule: messenger RNA, 633 nt
Organism: Nicotiana attenuata
Lineage: Eukaryota; Viridiplantae; Streptophyta; Magnoliopsida; Solanales; Solanaceae
Exons: 4
Coding region: 1-633 (210 amino acids)
Source: RefSeq, a predicted model, not a curated record
AUGGCUCCUUACACAAGGCCACAGGGAUAUAAUAAUCAGAAUCAGCAGCAGGGGCAUCACCCUCCUCAGCAGCAGCAUGGUGGAAGGCAAGAAGAUGGAUUUGCUAGACUUGAAGCAAUGAUGCAGCAGGUUAUUGGGUCUAAUGCUAAAAUUAAUGAGAGAGUAGUCGCACAUGAUGCAGCGAUCAAGAAUAUCGAAGUGCAAAUGGGCCAAAUUUCGAUGUCUCUGAACAAUCAGGUGACAGUCCAGCCUGCUCAGGAAGAAAAUAGCACUCAGCUUGAGACCGAGAAAGAAGCUGAGACAGCCCAGGAACCAGUAGUUGAAGUGGCAGCUGAUAAAGAUCAAUCCCAAAUGAUUGGGAAGAAGAGACCUCCUGCACCCUUCCCUCAGAGGCUGGCUAAGUACCAAAAGGAGGAGCAAUACAAGAAGUUUUUUGAAAUGCUGAAACAAAUCCAGGCACUGUGUGAUCUAGGGGCUAGCAUCAAUCUUUUGCCCCUGGCGAUUUAUAAAAGGCUGGGCAUUGGGAGAGCCAGACCCACCUCUAUGUUGUUGCAGCUGGCUGAUCGGACUGUGAAACGACCCUCUGGUAUCCUGGAUGAUGUGCUGAUUCAGAGACCGAUGAUGAGAGGCUGA